This is a messenger RNA of Vigna radiata var. radiata (mung bean), 2219 nucleotides long. Its product is annotated as ataxin-10. The transcript is spliced from 3 exons. Lineage: Eukaryota; Viridiplantae; Streptophyta; Magnoliopsida; Fabales; Fabaceae. The record is from RefSeq and is a predicted model, not a curated record. Gene Ontology annotation, cellular component: cytosol. Bases 131 to 1642 code for a protein of 503 amino acids.
CUUAAACCCUAUAUAUCCGUAAAUACCAGAAGAAAGUAAAAACCGUUAAAACCCUAACCCCAAAUCUAUCUCACAUGGUCGUUGAGCUUGGAGGCCAUCGUUGCAGUUCUUCAUCUUGUGUUUUUUAGCCAUGGGUGAUACAACAUUUUUGGAGCACCCCAUAUCAGAGGAUACACUUCAGUUACUCUUUCAAGCUUCCAAUUCUUCUAACUUGGAAAAUUCCCUAGAGAUUCUCAUUCAGAAUGCCAAAUCCGGUUCUGGGCGUUUGGAACUAGCUUCUAAAAGGAUUCUCCCUGCAGUACUUAACAUAGUCCAGUCACUUGCUCUAGCUUCAUAUCACCAUCAUCAUAAUCAUAAUCAAACCCUUUCUCUGUGUUUUAAGCUCCUCAGAAACUUGUGUGCUGGAGAAGCUGCAAACCAGGCCUCAUUUAUUGAGCUUAAUGGCGUAGCAGUUGUUUGGAAUGUUCUGAGAUCAGAGGCCUGUUCCUCAGGCCCUGAUCAUGGAUUGGUUCGAUGGGGUCUGCAGGUCCUGGCAAAUGUUUCUUUAGGGGGGAAGCAGCACCAACGUGCUAUCUGGGAAGAGCUGUAUCCUAUUGGGUUUGCAUCACUUGCUAGAGUUGGCACUAAGGAGAUUUGUGACCCAUUGUGUAUGGUGAUCUAUACUUGUUGUGAUGGAAAUCCUGAAUGGUUUAAACAGUUGUCCAGUGAUGAUGGAUGGCCUGUAAUGGCAGAAAUAGUUAGAACUGCUUCUUCUGCUAGUUUUGGUGAGGAUUGGUUGAAGUUGCUCUUUUCAAGAAUCUUCCUUGAAGAAUCUCAAUUGCCUGUGUUGUUUUCCAAAUUGCAAUUUGUGGAUGUUCCUGAGGGUGAAAUUAUUGAGUCAAAAGAUGAUCAAUUUUCAUUUGAACAAGCAUUUCUUCUGCAAAUCCUAUCAGAAAUCUUGAAAGAGCGGCUUGGAGAUGUGGCUGUUUCAAAGGAUGUUGCUUUGUUUGUUUUUGAAAUAUUCAAGAAGUCUAUUGGGGUUCUUGAACAUGCAAUGAGAGGGAACUCUGGUCUUCCGAGUGGCUUUACUCGGGUUGACGUUCUUGGCUACUCUCUUACAAUAUUGAGGGACAUUUGUGCUCAAGAUGGUAUAAGAGUUAAUACAGUUGAUGCAAAUGAUGUUGUUGAUGUCCUAUUAUCAUAUGGCCUCAUAGAAUUGCUUUUGUCUUUGCUUGGUGCUCUUGAGCCUCCAGCAAUAAUCAGGAAAGGGCUCAAACAAAUUGAGAAUCAGGAUAGUGCUAGUUGUUACUCAAAACCAUGCCCUUACAAGGGCUUCAGACGAGACAUAGUUGCACUAAUUGGAAAUUGUGUUUAUAGAAGGAAGCAUGCUCAAGAUGAAAUACGGGAUAGGAAUGGAAUUCUACUGUUAUUGCAGCAGUGUGUGACCGACGAAGACAAUCCUUUCCUGAGGGAAUGGGGGAUAUGGUCUGUGAGGAAUAUGUUGGAGGGAAAUGAUGAAAACCAAAAGGUAGUUGCUGAAUUGGAGAUUCAAGGAUCUGCUGAUGUGCCUGAAAUUAAUGCACUCGGUCUACGAGUGGAAGUUGAUCAGAGAACUAGACGUGCAAAGCUUGUUAACAUCCCGUCCUGUGAAAAAUCACUAUAACUAAGUUUUAUCUACAAAUCGCGGUCUUUCUAGAAUGAUGAUACCGUCUCGUGAUUGAUUGAAUAUAUGUUGGGAUUAUUUUCCCUUUCAAAUGGAAUUUGCUGUCGCCAUUAAGCACAGCAGAAAAAUCAUUCUAAUAGAAAAUAAUAGAUCUGUGAGCAAUUUUGCUGAACUCCCUUCUAUACUCAUGACAAUUUGUAUCAAGCAAUGUCAAAUGGGGAGGAAAACCAUUUACACAGUAGAAGACUCAUCAUUACCAAAACAAAACCAAGUUUUGACGUUUUUAAAUAGAUUAUCAGUGAUAUUGUUAUAUCGUAAUCAGUGGCCUGAAAAUUACUAAACAAAUUGCGUUCCACAUUGUGAAUUAGGUUUCAUGGUAGCUCAGGUUUUGUUGGUUGAAUCAGUGGACUCAGUUGUUGAUGUUCUCCUGUUUGUAAAGUAACCAAAACUAUGGAGACUUACAAAGAUGGAUCAGGGGGAACAAUAUCCAUAUCAACUCCGUGGAAUCUUUGAGCAGUGUAAUUUUUUUGUAUACAUAUUAUUAAGACUUAAUUAGUGUUUUCUUUUGUUUUAGCUA